AUGUCCUUCCGCGUCUUCGCUCGCAGGGCGAUCGCCGCGACCGCCUGCGCGGGCGUCGGAGCGGCCGCCUACCCCUUCGUCUCCGCGCCGUUCCCGCGGGCGCUGCAGGAAUCAUCGAACGCGUCGCCCCGGGAGAGGCUGGUGGUCCUCGGCAGCGGCUGGGGCGCGGUGGCGCUCCUCAAGAACAUCGACCCGACCCUGUACGACGUCUCCGUCGUAUCCCCGCGCAACUUCUUCCUCAACACCCCGCUCCUGCCGGGCGUCACCGUGGGAACCGUCGAGGCGCGCUCGCUCAUCGAGCCCGCGGCCGCGAUCGCCGUCGACCCCGUCGCGCGAACCGUGCGGUGCAAAGACGAGUCCGAAGUCACCGCCGCGAACCCGGAGUUUACCCUCCCGUACGACAAGCUCGUCGUCGCGGUGGGCGCACCCCCCAACACCUUCGGCACCCCGGGCGUCCGCGAACACGCCAAAUUCUUAAAGGAGGUGGACGACGCCAUCGACAUUCGGCGCAAGCUCGCGGACCUCUUCGAGACCGCGUCCCUUCCCGGGGUCCCGGAGGAGGAGCAGCGCAAGAUGCUGUCGGUGCUCGUCGUGGGGGGCGGGCCGACGGGGGUCGAGUUCGCCGCGGAGCUUCACGACUUUCUCCGCGAGGACGUCCCGCGACUCUACCCGGCGCUCAGAGAUAAGAUCUCAAUCACCGUGGUGCAGUCCGCGGAUCACAUCCUCAACACGUACGACGCGCGCAUCAGCAAGUACGCCGAGGAAAAGUUUAAACGAGACGGGAUUCGGAUCCUGACGAACCGACGCGUCACCGACGUUUCGCAGGCGCACGCGUCCGUGAUGUGUAAGAAGACAAAGAAAAUUGAGAAGAUCCCGUUUGGGGUUUGCGUGUGGUCCACCGGCCUCGGCACCGCCCCGCUCGUCCGCUCCAUCAUCGCCGCCGCGGGGCAGCCGCCGCGACGCAGGGCGGUGAGCGUCGACAAGUACCUCCAGGUGAGGGGUUUAGAGCCGAGGGGAAGCGUUUUGGCUUUGGGCGAUUGCGCCGACGUGAAAUCCAAAGCGGCCGCCGGCGGGGAGCUCCUGGACAAGGCGGACGAGCUGUUCAAGCGCGCCGACGUGGACAAGAACGGGACGGUGGACAAGGACGAGUUCGUGAACAUCCUCAAGACGCUGGAGGAGUCGUACCCGCAGAUCGCGACGCUGACGAAGGGCGCCGCGGAUGGGAUGUUACACGACAUCCUUAGUAAGUUUGACGAAGACGGCGACGGGAGUCUGGACCGCCGCGAGUUCCGCCGCGCGAUGGCCGAGGCGGACUCGCGGCUCGCCUCGCACCCGGCCACCGCGCAGGUGGCGAACCAGCAGGGCGAGUACCUCGCCAGGGAGCUCAACGCGCAGGGAAGGGCGAGGCGUGCCGGCGUCGAAGAUCCGGCGCCGACGAGGCCGUUUGAGUACGUUCACCUCGGUUCGUUCGCGACGCUCGGGGGCGAGCAGGCGGCGUUGGACACGAGCGGGAGCCCGCUGCCCGGCGACUUCGUGAGCCAGGGCAUCGGGACGAUGGUACUGUGGUACGGCGUGUACUUCAGCAACUGCGUGUCGUGGAGAAACAAGGCGAUGGUGGUGUUGGACUGGACGAAAAAAGGCGUGUGGGGACGGGACUCGAGUCGCGUGUGAUGA
This is a messenger RNA of Micromonas commoda, 1674 nucleotides long. RefSeq lists its product with no specific name. The transcript is spliced from 2 exons. Gene Ontology annotation, molecular function: NADH dehydrogenase activity; calcium ion binding. Lineage: Eukaryota; Viridiplantae; Chlorophyta; Mamiellophyceae; Mamiellales; Mamiellaceae. The coding region runs from base 1 to 1671 and encodes 556 amino acids. The record is from RefSeq and is a predicted model, not a curated record.